This is a messenger RNA of Necator americanus (New World hookworm), 507 nucleotides long. RefSeq lists its product as uncharacterized. Lineage: Eukaryota; Metazoa; Nematoda; Chromadorea; Rhabditida; Ancylostomatidae. The coding region runs from base 1 to 507 and encodes 168 amino acids. The transcript has a single exon. The record is from RefSeq and is a predicted model, not a curated record.
AUGACUCUGGAGAAACGCCUGCUGCGGUGGUGCCAGGAAGGACUGGGCUGCAGGAAAUAUCUGGGCUACAGAAACGGAAAAGGAUUAGGAUGGCGAUCUAGUUAUAACGCGCGUACGGUUGCGGAAUUGGCCAUUGAAGAUGUGAUGAUGCAUGCCUGGAGGAUUAAGUACGACGAUAUCGGACCGACCGGGGCGAGACGACGUAACUCAAUUAAUGCCGCACAGGGAACUGGAGAAGAAGUGUUUUCAGAAACAUGCGACAGUAGAGGAUUUGGUGGUGUUGAUGCGUUCUGCAACACGAAUACGGCAGAGAACAUUGACCCUUUCAGAGAAUCAUCCCCUCGCAAAUGCUGUCAAAAUGCAUCUAUUCCGGAGAACUUUCAUCGUUCUCGAAGCCACUUCUAUGCAUUCACAGUCGGCGUAAGUAGAGUUGAGGUGAUACAUCACGACGUAGGUGAAGGCGUCUCCAGAGAGCGUCACAAGCUCCCCAGAGCUGUUUUCUUCUAG